Molecule: messenger RNA, 906 nt
Organism: Cercopithifilaria johnstoni
Lineage: Eukaryota; Metazoa; Nematoda; Chromadorea; Rhabditida; Onchocercidae
Source: the annotation of a GenBank genome assembly
AUGCCGUUGGUUGUUGUGUGUGGGAAACCAUGUUCUGGAAAGAGUACACUUGCUGAAUGCUUCUGUAAAUUCGUUGUAACAAGAAAGUGUCAGCAAAUUGAAGUGGUGUCCGAUGAUAGAAAUGCCUCAUUUACAAGGUCGAUAUACAAAGAUUCUCGCAAGGAACAAGAGCAUCGUGUUUUAUUAAAAUCAGAGGUACAGCGCGUACUUUCAGAAGAUUGCUUGGUUAUUUGCGAUUCGUUAAAUUACAUCAAAGGUUUCAGAUAUGAGUUAUUUUGUAUAGCAAAAUUGAUGCAAACAACAUAUUGUGUUCUGUACUGCGAUGCCAGUGAGGAUAUUUGCCUGCAGCUUAACCUUGAAAAAAAAGAGAUUGAAAGAUAUAAAGCGGAUGAUAUAACAGCAUUGAUGAUGCGUUUUGAAGAGCCUACUACAGCAAAUAGAUGGGAUUCUCCGCUUUUUAAGGUUCAAAUUGGGAUUGAUGGUGGGAAUCGUCGAAGACAUAAUUUGGGUUUCGAACAAUGCUUUUGUUUUCUUGGAUUAAAUGAAAAGAAAUUACCUCUGGAAGAUAUGUACCUUUGGUUAUUCGAGGGUAGGAGCUUGUCUGCUAAUGAAAGUACUGAAACUGAGUCGCUUAUGCCGGCAGAUUUUCUACAUGCUCUUGAUCACAUAACUAAGGAAGUUAUAACUAGUGUUGUACGGCAACAGCGGACUGCCUUGCCAGGCGACACUUUUAUUGUACCAAACUGUACUUUGGGCCACGGAAAGGUGCUGUUUACAAGACAGCGUUCCUUUGCUGAACUCUCAGGGCUGCGACGACAAUUCACCAGUUACAUGAAAAUGCAUCCAUCGAAUGAUACAUCUAAAUUUGCUUCGUUAUUUAUAAAUUAUCUCAAUGCAAAUCCUUGA